Messenger RNA from Salvelinus namaycush (lake trout), 786 nucleotides. RefSeq names its product potassium voltage-gated channel subfamily C member 2-like. The record is from RefSeq and is a predicted model, not a curated record. The coding region runs from base 1 to 786 and encodes 261 amino acids. Gene Ontology annotation, molecular function: protein binding; delayed rectifier potassium channel activity. Gene Ontology annotation, biological process: potassium ion transmembrane transport; protein homooligomerization. NCBI's taxonomy places the organism in Eukaryota, Metazoa, Chordata, Actinopteri, Salmoniformes, Salmonidae. Gene Ontology annotation, cellular component: axon; dendrite membrane; neuronal cell body membrane. The transcript has 2 exons.
AUGGGUAAGUUCGACGACAACGAGAGGAUAAUCCUCAACGUUGGGGGAACCAGGCACGAGACGUACAAGAACACGCUGAGGACACUGCCGGGGACUCGGCUGGCCCUUCUUGCCUCCGAUUCUGACAUCGAGUCCGUUUUGGAUCAGCUGCAACAAGUCCCCGGCUUCAUAGAGUACAACACGCGGAACAACGAAUACUUUUUUGACCGCCACCCAGGGGUAUUCGCUUAUGUCCUUAACUACUAUCGAACCGGGAAACUCCAUUGCCCAGCAGAUGUUUGUGGUCCGCUGUUCGAGGAAGAGCUGUCCUUCUGGGGAAUCGAUGAGACGGACGUGGAGCCAUGCUGCUGGAUGACCUAUCGCCAACACAGGGACGCCGAGGAGGCGCUCGACGUGUUCGACAUAAACGUUGACAAUGGAGACGACGACGAAGAGACGGGGAAAAGACUCGGAAUUGAGGAAGUGGUUGAUCCUAAUAUCAGCCGCUGGAAAAAGUGGCGACCUGUGAUUUGGAAUCUAUUUGAGGAUCCCUAUUCUUCCAGAGCGGCAAGGGUAAGAGCGCGCGCUUGUUACAGAUGGAGCCCCGACUGGGACCCCACCCUUGCCACCGGUGUACAGGUUACAGCUGGACCCGCGACUGGGACCUCUGACUGGGAUCCCGCCCUGGCCACCUGCGGCCCCAGCUGCAUGGCCUUAUUGGCCAUCCGACCCCUGGCCCUUCUCCUCACCUUUGUCGCCGCAUUUGGAGUACACAGAUUGUACCCAAGCAUAUUUUUUUACGAAUAG